Messenger RNA from Prunus mume (Japanese apricot), 1543 nucleotides. RefSeq names its product Tetratricopeptide repeat (TPR)-like superfamily protein. Lineage: Eukaryota; Viridiplantae; Streptophyta; Magnoliopsida; Rosales; Rosaceae. Gene Ontology annotation, molecular function: RNA binding; protein binding. Gene Ontology annotation, biological process: RNA modification. The record is from RefSeq and is a predicted model, not a curated record.
AAUUAACCAAAAUGAUAUGUUAUUGUAGCUAACAAUUAACCUAAUGAUUUCUGUAAUUAAAUUUGAUUAGAGAUUGAACAAGCACAAACCAAUAUUGAAUAUAAAUAAAUACAUGAUGUCGUUUCUAUCCUUGAUAGCUCAAUUUUGGUUGCUCUUGUAGCGAAGAUCAUGAGAUUCCUGAAAAGGUUUGCUUUGGCAAAACCUUGUGCCCCAUUUCAUCUUCCUAAAACCCAACUUCACACACACCUCAAACCACCUAAAGCAAACCAGACCCUUAAGAGAUACCUCAAAUCCAAUUGCACCAUCAAAGCUUUCUUACUGUUUAGAGACAUAUUGAGAAAAAGCCCUUCCACAAUUGAUAGCUAUACUCUCUUGUUUGUCCUCAAAGCUUGCUCCCAAAAGUCUCUCUCACUUGAGGGGAAACAACUGCAUGCCCUUUUGCUUAAGUAUGGCUUUCAAUCCGUAGUUUACCUCCAAACAUCUCUUAUGAGUAUGUACUCUGCUGCGGGUAUUGUUGUAGAUGCACACCUAGUGUUUGAUGAAAUACCCUGCAAAAACAUCGUUUGCUGGACCACCUUGGUUUCUGCUUAUGUCGACGAUCAACAGCCUAGCAAAGCUCUUCAGCUGUUCAGGCAGAUGCAGAUGCACAGUGUGGAACCUGAUCAAGUUACGUUGACAGUUGCUCUCUCCGCGUGCGCUGAUCUCGGAGCAUUGGAAAUGGGAGAAUGGAUUAAUGCUUAUGUCCGUCGUAAAUAUGAGUUCGAUACAGAUUUAAGCUUGAGCAAUGCUCUUGUUAACAUGUAUGCAAAAUGUGGGGAUAUUGGAACUGCAAGGAGAUUGUUCGAUAGCCUGCAAGAAAAGGAUGUUAUGACUUGGACAUCAAUGAUUGUGGGGCAUGCGUUACAUGGACAAGCAGAAGAAGCGCUUAAACUCUUCGGACAAAUGAAAGAAGCGAGUAAUAACACCAGGAAGAACACGAAGGACGGUAGCUAUGGAAGCUCUUCAAUUGUCCCGAAUGACGUUACUUUCAUAGGAGUUUUGAUGGCCUGCAGCCACGCAGGGCUGGUAGAGGAAGGGAAGUGGCAUUUCAAAAGCAUGUGUCAAGAGUACGGUUUGAAGCCCAGAGAAGCUCACUUCGGCUGCAUGGUGGAUCUUCUCUGCCGAGCCGGGCUUCUGCAAGAAGCUUACGAUUUUAUUUCGAAGACAGAAGUGCCUUCAAAUGCAGUGGUUUGGAGGACAUUGCUGGGUGCAUGCAGCCUCCAUGGAGAUGCUGAACUUGGGUCACAAGUGAGGCAGAAGCUGCUUGAGUUGGGGCCAAGUUAUGUUGGCGAUGAUGUUGCUUUGUCCAACAUCUAUGCUGCCAAAGGCAUGUGGGAGAAGAAGGUGAUUGUUAGAGACCAAAUAAAGCAAAGAAGAUCUCCUGGUUGCAGUUCAAUUGAGGUGGGGAGGAGCAUUGCUGAAGCAAAGAAGAUCUCAAGCAGUUGAUUCUAAGUAUAUGGCCACUCUCCUGAGCUUUCAAGCCUAAACGAGUCUUGAGGGUGAA